Penicillium maclennaniae is the source of this 684-nucleotide messenger RNA. RefSeq lists its product as uncharacterized. The record is from RefSeq and is a predicted model, not a curated record. The coding region runs from base 1 to 684 and encodes 227 amino acids. NCBI's taxonomy places the organism in Eukaryota, Fungi, Ascomycota, Eurotiomycetes, Eurotiales, Aspergillaceae. The transcript has 4 exons.
AUGGUCUCCACGCGACACCACCCUAGGGAGUUUCCCUCACCUGAAAAGGCAUCGAAGGAACUGGUCAAGUCUUCACCCGCCACCACGACCAACGGCAGCUCGCGCAAAUGGGUACAUACACCUUCCGUUGCGCUCACAAUCUGGCUUGUCAUUUCCGCCGACUGCACUCGCCCAUCUGGACCCCCCUAUGCGCUCUACGGUACGGUCGAUUAUAUCUAUGGCUGGCCUGCCUACAAUGCGCGCAAUGGUUUCACAGCUGCGCAGACUGUGAUGAACAUUGUUGAGACCAUCGGCUACCUCUACUACUUGUGGAUCGUAUACUUCUAUGGCUCCACGGUCACGAGCGGUCGUAAUGCGCGCAAGACGGAGAAGGGCCUUGUGUGGAUGUUGACUGGCGACAAAGUCGUCCCUGGUCGUAUUGGCGCGAUUGCGCUCCUGGUCGCAUACACUGCCUCGGCGAUGACUCUGAGCAAGACCAUGCUUUACUGGCUGAAUGAGAUCUUCUCGGGCUUCGACAACAUUGGUCACAAUGAUAUGUCGGCUAUAAUCUUCCUGUGGAUCAUUCCCAAUGGACUCUGGAUCGUCUUCCCUACCUACAACGUGUAUUGUCUUGGCCUGGAGAUCUUGAAUGCACUUGAACAGGCGACACCGCGCGGGAAGCCCGGCCGCCCGAAAUCCACAUAA